This is a messenger RNA of Gadus chalcogrammus (walleye pollock), 885 nucleotides long. RefSeq names its product growth hormone secretagogue receptor type 1-like. The record is from RefSeq and is a predicted model, not a curated record. Lineage: Eukaryota; Metazoa; Chordata; Actinopteri; Gadiformes; Gadidae. Gene Ontology annotation, cellular component: plasma membrane. Bases 1 to 885 code for a protein of 294 amino acids. The transcript has 5 exons. Gene Ontology annotation, molecular function: growth hormone secretagogue receptor activity. Gene Ontology annotation, biological process: hormone-mediated signaling pathway; G protein-coupled receptor signaling pathway.
AUGAGAAGCUCCACCUACUUGUACCUGAGUAGUAUGGCAGUGAGUGAUCUGCUGAUUCUACUACUGCUCCCCCUGGAUCUGUAUAAGCUCUGGAGGCCCCGGCCCUGGCCCCUGGGGGACGCGGCCUGCAAGCUGACCAUGUUCCUCUCCGAGUGCUGCACCUUCUCCACCAUCCUGCACAUCACCUUCCUCUCUCUGGAGCGCUACAUGGCCGUCUGCUGGCCCAUCCUCACCAAGACCUUUGUGACGCGCCAGCGUACCAAGGCCCUGAUUGGCUGCCUGUGGCUGGGGGCGGCGCUCAGUGCCACGCCCGUGCUGCUCAUGGUCGGUGUGGAGGAUCGAGGCGGGGGAACAGAGACCCCGCCGGACAACGCAGAGUGCCGCUGCACAGACUACGCAGCCACCUCUGGCCUGAUGUCAGCCAUGAUGAUCCUGUCUAACCUGUACUUCCUGGUGUCGCUUGGCAUCCUGGCCGUUGUCUACAGCCUGAUUGGACGUACACUGAUGCUCCGCCCCCCAAGCAGCCGAAGAGAUAAAAGCCAUCGGUACACUGUCAAGAUGCUCGGGGUCAUCGUCUUGGUGUUUGUCCUGUGCUGGCUGCCGUUCCACAUCGGCCGGACGAUCCUGUCCUUCUCCCUGGGCUCUACGAUGGACCCCUACCUGCUCUACCACCUGACUCAGUACUUCAACCUGGUCUCCUUCAUGCUGUUCUACCUGAGCGCCGCCGUCAACCCGCUGCUGUACAACCUGAUGUCGGGCCGGUACCGCCAGGCCGUGCGCAGCCUGACGCGCGGCCUGGUGCACCCCCGCAGCGGCUUGGGGAGCGGCGAGGGGAGCGGCGUGCGCGCCCUGCCCCCGCCCCCCUCCACCACCACCACCAUGUGA